Saccostrea cuccullata (small rock oyster) is the source of this 3185-nucleotide messenger RNA. RefSeq lists its product as uncharacterized. Bases 297 to 2267 code for a protein of 656 amino acids. The record is from RefSeq and is a predicted model, not a curated record. Gene Ontology annotation, molecular function: zinc ion binding. Lineage: Eukaryota; Metazoa; Mollusca; Bivalvia; Ostreida; Ostreidae. The transcript has a single exon.
CCCUAAGCCGAAAAAAGAGAUAGGAAAUUCACGAACUGGAUAUAUGCCAGCUCGAUAUGGGUAGAUUUUACCUGCCUUCUGAUAGUCUACCCAUUUUUAAAAGAGUUUCUUAAAUGUCCAAACAGGUAGCGGGUUUAUUUGAGUAAUGUUUAAUUUCAAUAUUGACUUUUUCAUAGCUUUUAAACUAUUUGACUGCUAAUAUGCAGUUCUGAUAUUAGCAACAAAACAGGGCACGAGGCAGGUUUUAUGCCUGUAUUGUUGGGAAAGUUUUCUUCACGUUAGGAUCUAAGUAUUCAAUGGAGAAUCCAAAAUCAGAACUUUCUGACGAAGCGUGCAUUGUGGAAUGCAAAAUAUGUUCAAAAUGGGCAACACGACCAAGAUGUUUACCGUGUGUACAUUCAUUUUGUGAGACAUGUUUACAAUCGUACAUUCAGAGGAAGGCCGAGGAGAAAACUCAUCUCGGUUCCACAGAUGAAGAGAAGUUGUUAACCUAUUAUCGAUGCCCUGUCUGCAACCACAAGGUUAAUGUUGCGGAUACUGAAAUUCCUUCCAGUGCCUGGCCUAAAUUACUUCCGUUAAACCGGCUUCUGAUCACAGUUGCCGAAAAACUCUCACUUGAGCGCGCCAAAUUUUGCGAUCCUUGUAAGAGAGGAGAUGAAGAAAAGGAAGCAGUUUCUUGGUGUCGAGAGUGUGGAGAGGCGUUAUGUGAUCAUUGUACAACGUAUCAUAAACGGGUCAAAAUGUUGAUGGACCAUGCGGUUUUUUCCUUAGAAGAGAUCCGCACGCAACCCAGAAAAAUUGCUGAAACUGAGGAAAUCUGUUCUCUACACCCCAGAAAGAAUGUAGAGGCCAUAUGUCACAAUCAUGACAAACUGUGCUGCAUGGACUGUGUUGCAUAUGAUCACAGUGAAUGCAAGAAAGUCAUGCCAAUAACAGACGCAGCGAAAGAAAUUAAGGGAAGUAAAGCCAUUACAAACUUAAUUAUCAAAUUGAAGCAAAUCGACAAUCAAGCCGUUUCCGUGAUAGAAAGUCGAUCUGCUAACGUGGAAGAACUGCAGAAGCAGCAAGAAACAAUUAUAUCUGAAAUUCAAAAACUAAGAGCGGAAAUUGCAAAGCACUUAGAAGAAAUGGAAGAACAGUUUAGACAGGAUUUUUCAAUCGUUCACAAGGCUCUACUGGAAAAGUUAGACAUUCAGAGUAGAGAAUUUGGAUACAUUCAUAAUGCCAUAAACAAUGGCCAAAAGGUACUAAACGUUUCUCUUUCCCAUGGAUCAAGUGAACAUGUAUAUAUUACCGCUCACAAACUAAAAAAGAUAGGUGAGGAACAUGAAAAGUUCAUCAAGACAGAAAGCAAGCACAUUUACCACCAUGACUAUAAACUGAAGCUCAAUGAAGCCGUAGAAGACUUAACUUCAAAAAUUCAUUCCAUUGCCAAAAUCAACAUUGAUAGAAUGCCUACAAACACAGUCCCAACAUUUAUGAAGGAUAUGGUUGCAACACAUCUUGGGGAUCUAAAUGGAAAAUCUCCAUCUGAUACCUUUCAUCCAUGGUUUACGGAUGGAAUCUUCCUUCCAAACGGCAAUUUGGUACUUGCAGACUUCAAGAACAAGAAAAUGAAGUGCUUCGACAAUCAAGACGUUCUUUUGACUGAACUUGCAUUGGAAUACCAGCCGUGGGGUGUUGCUCUCUUUGAACCAAAUGUCUUGGUCAUCACUAUGCCUGAUCGACCAGAAUUGAGAUUCAUAACAAUUAAAGAUGACAACAAAAUGGAACUUCGGGAAGACGUAAUGGAAACUAUAGCUGGAUGCCAUAGCAUUCACGUGGAAGAAGACAAACUCACAAUAGCAUGCUCAACAGAGGUUCGGGUCUUAUCCAAAGAGGGAAAAGUAGAAAAAAUAAUUGAAAUCAAAGACAGGGGGACACGCUAUGCACACAGAACGUCUGAUGGUACAUUUGCCUACACAAAUAAAAGUGCUAUAGUUUGUAUUAAGGAUAAUGCCGAAGUCAUGCAUUAUUCAGACAAAGAACUCCGUUCUCCACGUGGCUUUGCCGUGGAUAGAGAAGGGAAUUUCUACAUCUGUGGCAUGGACUCUAACAACAUUCAUCAAGUGCGUCCUAACGGUAGCCUAGUAAAGCUGCUACUUCAUUCAAAAAGUGGCAUCCGAAAUCCUUAUGCUAUUGAUUUUGAAGUCUCAACAAACCGAUUUUUUGUGACUCAGAUGGACUGUGAAAUUGUUAAAAUGUACCGACUGAUUACAAAUUGGUGAUAGUAACUACAAACUGCUGCUGCAAUGUUAAGUUGAUUAGCCAUGCUUAAUUACAAAAGUACUUCUUUGCCCGCUUACUUACCUACAUGUACAUGUAUUCUCACAACCCCCUUUUUGAGCACGGUCCACCAGCAAGAUUUCUCCACGCAUCCAUCUACAUCAUGUCCUUUUCAGUUUCUUUCCUAGUUGUUCUGAAUAUUCAACACUCUCUUGGUUUUUGUUCGAUCUCUUACUCUUUUGACUUUUGGGUUCCAGCAAAGUUGCUGCCUCAUGGUGUGGUCGAGGAUUGAGGAUUUACAAGACGGAAUGUGGGCCUUUGCCAAUCUCCAACUUCUCUGCUAGUAUACGGCUGUUUGCUGGUUUAUGUUAUGCUAGACAUCAGUCUUGUUUAUGGUGUUAAGACAGAAAAUUUGAAUGAUAAUAUACUAGUACAGGCAGACGUUGACAAAGGUCUAAUCAGUAUAUUUUUUUAUUGGUAACUGGUAAUCCUCUGAGAUUUGACUGAACAGUUUUAUCUUGACAAACCGUGGAAGAUAGUAUAAUAAGUGUGGUUUGUUGUAGUUUCCAUGGCAAAUUUUCAAUAUUUUAUGUCAGUCAACCUCUUUAUACCCAGUAUUAUCAUUUAUCUCAUAUCUUGGCAUUGAGAUAGCUGUUGUAUUCUGUUGCCAGAAAAUUUCAUCCUUUUUCAUCGGAAGCUUAAGUAAGCUUUAAUAACUCUGAUAUUGAUUCUUGACCCAUAUAAGCGUUUCCACAUAAGCCAUGUAUCGACUUGAAUGACAUGCUUUUGUGUACUUUUAUUCGUUGAUGUAAUACUCAAAUCAUUUCACCUUGUUAAUUCUCUUCCAAAUGGAGUAUUGUAAAAUUUUAAUGAAUUGAGUAGAAUUGUCAGCGGAACUUUAAAAUGCUCAAUAAAUCAAA